AUGCCCAAGCAAUGGCUUAUGAAGAUCGACGCAAAGAAGAGCUUCAGUAGCUUAGUCUUUAGUUUGCGACUUCUGAGCUUGAUAGCGACAGUAUUUAAUCGGGUGACACUUCGAGGUUUUCAAUUGCCCAUACACGGUAAACAUGUAAAAGAAGGUGAAGAAAUGAGCAUGGACCAACCUAUUGCCAUCAAUUUAUUCAAGGGACAUCCCUCUUUCAGACUUUUGCCCAACAAACUGGUGUCUGAAGCAGCAGCAGAGCUGCUUGGGAGCGAUUCGCGAGACUACGAUGAUGAUACCGAGAAUAGGCAUCCAUUGACCUAUGGUUCGGAUGAAGGGGCGCUGUGGGUCCGCGAGGCUAUCACAAGGUUCAAUAAUGACGAGACGUUUCGACUUGCUCCUGAUGACAGAGCAAGAUCGAAGCCAGAGUUUCUGAACUUGAACUCUGGUGCGUCAUACGGAAUGCUCAGUAUCCUGCUGCAGACUACCCUGGCACACACCGGUGUAACAAGGCAGGCAUUCGUCGUUACGCCGACUUACUUUCUGAUCAACGACUGUUUUGCAGAUGCUGGUUUCUCCUCUAAAGUGACAGCAAUCGAUGAAGAUAGCGAUGGUAUGAUUAACCUGGGCCUAUUGGAACAGAAACUGAAGUACUUCGAGAAGGGGACAACCGGCGAUGAUGAUGAGGAGAAGCUGAAGGUUAUAGUCAAUCCAGAGAGAUCGAUUCCCAAGAAAGUGUACAAAUAUGUGAUAUACUGCAUCCCGACGUAUUCGAAUCCCAGUGGUGCUUCAUAUUCAACCGAAAUGAAGAUGAAACUGAUAGAGAUUGCGCGCAAAUACGAUAUGUUGAUUAUAGCAGAUGACGUUUACGAUAUGCUUGACUUCACUCCUCCGUUCAGCUCGCUUCCUCAUCCACAGAAAAGGUUUGUUCAUCUGGACAGAGAGACCCUCGACGACCCAGACAGUUACGGCAAUACGAUCUCGAAUGCCACCUUUUCAAAGUUGAUUGCUCCCGGGCUGAGAUUCGGGUAUCACGAAACUGCUACGAGCAAACUGGCGCAGCAGCUGUCAAAAGGCGGAGCGAAUGUCUCUGGCGGAACGCCAUCACAACUGACCUCCAUGAUCGUAGGCACCAUGUUGAUAAAUGGCUCCGCAGCAAAGGUCCUACGUGAGCUGAGAAGCACAUACGCCGAACGAGCAGCGGUGUUGACCGACGCUGUGAGGUUAUACAUGCCAAGAGGCACUAAAUUUGACAAGCCUGCAGGUGGCUAUUUCAGCUGGCUGACUCUGCCACAAGGCUACAAUGCCAAAGAAAUAGGUCGAAUCCUUCAGGAGAAAUACGGCGUCCUAGUGGCUAACGGAUCUAAUUUCGAGGUCAUCGGCGAUGUCAGAAACUGGGGAGAAUCGUCGAUGAGACUGUCUGUGAGUUUCCUCGAACCCGACGACAUUGAGAACGCCAUCAAAUACAUGGGCCAAGCAUGCUCGGAGUACGCGAAGAGCAAGAGUUUUGAGUUCUAG
This is a messenger RNA of Torulaspora globosa, 1515 nucleotides long. Its product is annotated as 2-aminoadipate transaminase. The record is from RefSeq and is a predicted model, not a curated record. The transcript has a single exon. The coding region runs from base 1 to 1515 and encodes 504 amino acids. Gene Ontology annotation, molecular function: pyridoxal phosphate binding; L-2-aminoadipate:2-oxoglutarate transaminase activity. Gene Ontology annotation, biological process: biosynthetic process. Lineage: Eukaryota; Fungi; Ascomycota; Saccharomycetes; Saccharomycetales; Saccharomycetaceae.